This is a messenger RNA of Puccinia triticina, 2241 nucleotides long. RefSeq lists its product as uncharacterized. Gene Ontology annotation, molecular function: tau-protein kinase activity; ATP binding; protein serine/threonine kinase activity. Lineage: Eukaryota; Fungi; Basidiomycota; Pucciniomycetes; Pucciniales; Pucciniaceae. Gene Ontology annotation, biological process: protein phosphorylation; microtubule cytoskeleton organization; intracellular signal transduction. The record is from RefSeq and is a predicted model, not a curated record. The transcript has 4 exons. Gene Ontology annotation, cellular component: cytoplasm. Bases 1 to 2241 code for a protein of 746 amino acids.
AUGAGCCUCCCACUGGCAGCACUCGACAGCCAGCACCCCAGCCUCAGCCCAGCCACAACCCCACCCGCAGACGACCUCGACACAUUCGAGAUAUUCGACCCCCGCGGACUCUUCUCGCCCCCAAGCAACAGCACCAACCUCCUCUGGCUCAAAACAACUGCAGCCACCAACCCAAGCACCCCGCGGAUGAUCAGCCCAGUCGAGUCGCCCAUCUCCCCAUGCAGCUCACUCCCCUUCUGUCGCUCCCCACCGACGAGCAUGUCCAUGAACCAGUCCGCAUCGCUUGUCCGCGGACGAUCGCCCCCUCCCCGGUUCCUCUCCGAGCCCCACUCCACCCCCUCGCCCUCCUCCUCCGCCACAUCCUCCCCCUCCCCGCCCCACCAUCCCGCACCGAGCAUCCCCCACACACGCCACAACUACCCCCUCAGCCACCACCGCCCCGCACCCAUCGUCACCUCGGGCUUCCGAGACUCCUCCCUGCCCUCGCGCCUCUCCUACCUGCGCUCGGACGACCGGCUCGACUCGGUCUCCUCGCUCGCCUACUCCGACAUGGAUGCCUCGCCAGCUGUCAAUUUCCUGUCCGCUUUUGCUGAUGCAACCAUUCCGUCGAUUAGAGCUGAGAUGUCUCCUAUUCCAACAGUGCCCUCGGAGCUUGUGGAGGAGGGUGACCAGGUGGCCGGGUACAUGGUCGGCCAGAUCAUCGGCCGGGGCGGCUUCAGCGUCGUCCGCGAGGCCCGCCAUCCGGCCACUGAGCAGCGCGUCGCCGUCAAGAUCGUCCGCAGGGCUCCCCCUAGAUCCCACCAACACUCUCGCUUCCCUCCCCAGCCAGUCUCCCUACACGCCUCCAUCAGCUCUCGUGACCGCUCCUCGUCGGUGGCCAUGACCGUCAACGGCCAUCUCGUCAACUCGGCACACCUGCCCCUGCCGACCAGUGCGACCGAGGAUCUGGCGAAUGCGCUGCUCAAGCAGGAGAUCCGCGUCUGGUCCAGCUUGAGCCCCCACCCCAACCUGGUCCCCCUGCUCUCGCUCCACGAGACGCCCACUCAGACCCUCCUGUUCAUGCCCAUGUGCGAAGGCGGCAACCUGCUCCAGCUGCUCAACCAAGGCCUCACAUACCUGCACAACGAGGCCGGCAUCGUCCACAAGGACAUCAAGCUCGAAAACAUCCUCAUCCAGCAGGGCCAGAUCAAAAUCUCCGACUUCGGCCUGGCCACCUACCCCUCCCCGGGCCGGCCGCUCGACCCCGCCCGGGCCGCCGCCAAGGGGAAAGCCUCUUCGAGCUGGAACCGCGACCUCUCCCUGCCCAAGACGUUCAGCGCGCUCCCACGGAUCAACGAGGGCCGGAUCGCCGGCCACGUCGACCCCCGCUCGAUGACCUGGAGCCUCUCCUCCAAUCACACCCGCACCCGGCUUCCCCCGCAACUCGACAACUCGAUCUUCGCAUCCCAGCCGGUCAAGGAAGACGACAACGACGAGGAUCUGAGCAGGCCACAGGACGACGACCCGUUCGCGUCGCUCGACAUGUUUCCCACCGCCGCCGGAUCGCUGGCCUACACGCCUCCCGAGCAGCUCCGCUCAGAGACCCCUCUCGCCUGCCCCUCGCUCGACAUCUGGGCCCUCGGCUGUGUGCUCUACGGGCUCUUGGAAGGCCAUCUCCCGUUCCAGGACGACUUCGAGCCCCGGCUGAGACUCAAGAUCAUGAACGGCCAGUUUGACUUCCCCGCCGCCCUCGUCGUCUCCCCGGCCGACCAGGCCGGCCAGGCCUCCAGCGAAGCCGAGACCAAGAUGAGCGUGGCUAAGGUCCUCCAGGGCUGUCUCGCCGUGGACAGGAACAGCCGCUGGGUGGUCUCGGAGAUCGGCGGCUCCGGCUGGCUCGCGCGCCCCGACAAGUCCUCCUCCGACGACGGACGCCACCGCCGCGAAGCGACGACCAGCGACGACUCGGCCCGCUCCGUCUCGACGGCCUCGAGCGGCGCCUCGGGGUCGUCGGCGGACGGGUUCCCCCUGGACGCGUCCGUGGCCAGCCCGACCUUCUUGCCGCCCGACUGCCUUCCACACGACCCGGCCUGUCUCGAGGCCGCCAGCCCAGAGGAGUCUCCGCUCGACUUACACGCCCUGCUCGUCGCCGUCGACCCGUCGCCCUCCUCCCCGCCGGGCUCCGACAGGCCCGACUCGCAGCCCGUUCUGUGCCAACAAAUGACCCCGCCCCCGCCCCACUUACCCCGCCGGUCUCCGCGUUGA